UCAGAGCGAUCGCUCAGGAAUUGAGAGGGUGUUUGUACGUUAAAAAAAAUCCACUUGAAUUUCAAUUUCCCGCCAAAAGUGCCAACUGAAAUCUCAGGGAUUUCACUCGACCCUCCGCAUGCGCACAUCUCAGCCCAGUAGUUCCGGAAAAGUCUGUCUUGAGGCUCUGCUGAUCAUCUUCACCCCUCCCGGCUGAAGAAAAGUGACAUUUACACUCGACGACUCCCAAAAAUCCUAAGUAAUCAAACACUCAGUGAGAAAUCGGGCGGAGUUUUUCCGUGACGAGCUAAUCAUGUCUCCACAGAGGAUUGUUGGUCAUCUCACGGUAUCUCAGUGUGGACCUUGAGGACAGUUUGUGUGGUAGAUUUUGCUUAUAGAGUCGCCAAAGAUGCCUGAACACUUGGAGUUGCAGCAACUUGUCGACGGAGGCUCUCUGAGACACUCUCGGAGGCGUCUCAUGUCCAUCUUCCGGUGCUCCUGUCCAUACCUGGGCAUUCUCCUCGCCACGCUGUCUUCUCUCUUCUUCUCUCUCUGUUCGGUGAUUGUGAAGGGACUGGUGGAGAUAAAUCCCAUGGAACUGGCGUCAUUUCGUUUCGUCGGAGUUCUCCUGCCCACCAUUCCCAUACUGAUCCAGCGACAGACGCCCAUCUUUCCCGAGGGGAAGCGAAUAAUUCUCCUCUGUCGGUGCUUCGUCGGCACCACAGGACUCAUGCUCAGCUUCUACGCAUUCCGCCACAUGCCGCUCGCCGACGCAUCUGUGAUCAUCUUCUCCACGCCCGUCUUCGUGGCCAUCUUCGCCCGGCUCUUCCUCAAGGAGCCCUGUGGCCCCUUCAACAUCAUCACCGUGCUACUCACCCUCAUCGGCGUUGUCCUCAUCACGCGUCCGCCCGCCAUCUUCGGCGACACGGUGCCCAGCCUCACGGACGACUCCCUCCCGGACGCCAGCUACGACCUGUGGGGGCCCGUGGCCGCCCUCUCGUCCACGCUCUUCGGUGCUAACGCCUACGUCCUCUUGCGCGCCCUCAAGGGGCUCCACUUCUCCGUGAUCAUGACCAAUUUCGGCGCCUUCGGACUCGCCUACACCGCCAUCGUCUCGUGGACGAUCGGCUCGCUGUGCCUCCCGCCGUGCGGCACUGAUCGCCUUCUCGUGGUCGCGCUGGCCCUCUUCAGCUUCCUGGGCCAGAUUCUGCUCACACUCUCGCUGCAGAUGGAGCAGGCGGGCCCCGUGGCCAUCGCCCGGAGCGCCGACAUCGUGUUCGCCUUCUUCUGGCAGGUGAUCUUCUUCCACGAGGUGCCCAACGUCUAUUCCCUCCUCGGCGCCCUCCUUGUCAUCAGCUGCGUCCUUCUCACGGGCCUCCGCAAGUGGGUUCUCGCCCUCCCACGCGACUCCGCCAAGCGCCAGCGCUUCAAGUGGCUCGCCACAGAGUAACUCGCGUGUCCACUCUACUGCAAGAAGGUCAGAAGAGAGCGCGCGA
Molecule: messenger RNA, 1475 nt
Organism: Phlebotomus argentipes
Lineage: Eukaryota; Metazoa; Arthropoda; Insecta; Diptera; Psychodidae
Product: solute carrier family 35 member G1
Exons: 2
Coding region: 389-1429 (346 amino acids)
Cellular component (GO): membrane
Source: RefSeq, a predicted model, not a curated record